Molecule: messenger RNA, 5277 nt
Organism: Sycon ciliatum
Lineage: Eukaryota; Metazoa; Porifera; Calcarea; Leucosolenida; Sycettidae
Exons: 1
Coding region: 1-5277 (1758 amino acids)
Biological process (GO): DNA integration
Molecular function (GO): zinc ion binding; nucleic acid binding
Source: RefSeq, a predicted model, not a curated record
AUGGCCAGUACGUUACCGUCGUACUUCAAAAAUCUGUCCCUGCUGAGUGCUCAAGCCAAAAGAGCCACAGCCAGCGCCAGUGCCCAGAACACCAGUACCAGCAGUCAAGCACCUGGAAUUGACGUCCAGCAGCUGCUGACAAUGCACACCGCAACUCAGCAACAAACACAGCAGUUGCUGUCAGCCAUUGGGAAGCACACCAGCACGGUUGGCCAGCUGGCGGCCAACUCGGCACAGCCUGCACAGAGUGCUCAUGGAUCUGUGAAAUUGCCCGUGCUCACAAUCAGGAAGUUUGAUGGUGACAUACUUCAUUUCACUGAGUUCAUUGACAUGUUUCAAUCUGCGAUCGGUACAAAUCAAAGCCUGUCUGCCGUACAGAAACUGUCGUAUUUGAGAAGUCAUUUGACAGGCAUGGCCCUGGAUGUUAUUGCCGGUAUUCCCACCACCGAUUCAAAUUACCCCGUGGCGUUAGGAUUAUUGAAGGAUCGCUUUGGCAAGAAGGAUGCCAUCAUCGCAGCCCGAUACCGCGCAAUUACCGAAAUGCCAGCGCCAUCAAAUAAACCUCACAUGUUGCGGAGAUUUUACAACGAGGUGGAGGCUAAUUUGCGCUGUUUGCAAGCGGAAGGUCAAAGUGUGCAACAGGAACUGCUGAUUCCUGUCAUCACUUCCAAGUUACCAAAGUGCGUCAUCGUACAACUUGAGACACAGAAACCCCACAAUCAGAGUUGGACUGUUGAUGAGCUGCGGAAACAGCUGGGAAUCUACCUGGAGGUCCGUGAAUCGGCCGAGCGACUGGCAGGAGACACAGCCAGCAAACCAGAGAGCACUCUGCCACGACCACCGCCUGUUUCCGCACAGCCUCAUGCUGCCUACUCCCAACCUCCGGCCACGGCAGCCACGUUAGUUAGCUCUGUGCGGCGCGCCACUCCGAGAUGCUUCUUCUGCAAGUUGCAACACUUCUCGGACACCUGCCCAACGUUCAACACGGUUUCUACCAGACAGCAGCAGCUACAAGACCACUGCUUUGUAUGCUUACGGAAGGGACAUUGGGCAAAGGACUGUACUGCUAGAAGACCCUGCUAUCACUGCAAUCUGUUGACCCAUCACCGUGCCCUGUGCCCUCAGAAAUUUGGCUCAUCACCAGUGUCAGCUGCCGCAAGUACCUUCUAUCCUACUCAGCAGCAGCAAGGGCCACAGAAACAUACUACCGCUACGGUGCACGUCCAGUCCAAAGGUGUGAAUCUCCCAACCGCCAUCGCAACUGUCGCCGGGCAAGGCAACAUCUCAGACUGCCGACUGUUGUUUGACACCGGCUCAACUCGCACAUUUAUUCAUGAAUCGUUAGCUGCCUCUGUCAACGCAGCUGUUGUCGGUGAAGACGUGUUGUCCAUCGCUAGUUUUGGAUCUGCGUCCCGGCGAACGGUCACCCUGCCGAGAGUGGAGUUUUCCCUCCUAUGUCGAGAUGGAUCAGCCUUGCCCGUAACCGCCAAUGUUAUGCCGUGGAUUUGUUGUCCUGUUGUCAAAUCCCCAAUCGACAUCGACCAGUACCCUGAAGUCAAGAACAUCCAACUAGCUGACACCAUUGUCACCAAGCGUGAGGAGGUAGAAAUUGACCUCCUUAUCGGCACGGAUUUCUACUUCUCCAUCAUGGGUAACGGUCACAUCCAACUCAACAAUGGCCUGGUCUUGCUGAACUCCAAAUUGGGAUUUGUCCCAGCAGGCCCUACUGACACAGAGACAGAUGACACUGCGGGCCACAUAAUGCUCACAGAUGCUACCACCUUGCCAGACCCAGUAUUUGAUCUCCAACGUUUCUGGCGACUUGAAGAUAUUGGUAUCACCGAUGACAUCAGUGAUCCGCAGACAGCGGACGACAUUGCCCUGGAACACUUUCGCAGCUCCUUGCAACUGAUCAACGGCCGAUAUAUGGUAUCUUGGCCAUGGAAAGAUAGCCAUACUCCACAACCUAAUCUACCAGAGAACUACGAGCUCGCCUUCGGCCGUCUCAAAUCCUUAGUCAAACGACUCCAGCAGACACCACAAGUGCUAGAGAAGUAUCAUUGUACCAUCACAGAGCAGUUAGCCAAUGGCAUUAUCGAGGAAGUGAACCUUGAUCACCAGGAUGGGCCGAUUCACUACAUCCCCCACCACUGUGUUGUUCGCCCCAGCAGUACCACAACAAAGGUUCGUGUGGUAUAUGAUGCUUCCGCCAGAACUCGCGCAGAACACAACAGCCUGAACGACUGCCUGCACCGAGGUCCGAUACUUCUGCCGGAUCUGUGUGGUAUCCUGGUGAGAUUUCGGCUACACCCCAUUGGCAUUGUCAGCGAUGUUGAGAAGGCCUUCCUUCAGCUAGGUCUAUCUAUGACAGAUCGCAAUGUAACACGGUUCCUAUGGCUUCGCGAUCCUACAAAGCCCGUCACCACAGCCAACCUAGUGAUCUACCGCUUUUGCCGAGUUCCAUUUGGCAUUGUCGCUAGCCCGUUUCUUCUCGCCGCCACAGUCGACCACCAUCUCCAACAGCAACAGACAGGGACAUGCGAUGAUGUACGUCGCAGUAUCUAUGUUGACAACGUUGUCACCGGGCAGAGCAGCGUCCAGGAUGCUACUGCAUACUACAGAGAGGCAAAGGACGCCUUUGCCAGUGCCACCAUGAACUUGCGUGAAUGGGGUACCAACGAUCCUGACUUCAGAGAUGCUCUAGCUCCUGAAGACAAGUCUAGCUGUGAUGUAAUGAAGGUACUGGGUAUGUCAUGGGAUACCAAUCGCGAUACUCUGUCGACGGCAAAGUCAACCACAAACCAGUACUCCGUCAUUACCAAAAGAGAUGUCCUCCGCAGCAUAGCCCAAUUCUAUGAUCCGAUGGGCCUGUUCUCCCCGGUCAUCAUGCGUGCGAAGAUCCUAGUACAGAGUAUAUGGAAGCUACAUGUAGACUGGGACUCUCCGCUGCCUGACGCUCUCGUUCAUGAAUGGAAGGAUAUCCUGUCCGAUCUGUCCUGCGCAAGUGACGUUGCCAUUCCUCGCUUCAUUGGACCAAAAAUCCACGUCGACAAGGUCACCUAUGAACUCCACGUCUUCUGUGAUGCGUCUCAAGAUGGUUACGGUGCAGCCGCGUACCUGUGUGUGAGACAAGUUGACGAUGCCUAUUCGUCAGUUGACCUGAUCUACAGCCGAACACGAGUCUCGCCCAUCAAGGCUACAAGUAUACCACGUCUAGAGCUCCUAGCAGCACUCAUCGGCGCCAGGAUCAUCAAAUUUCUGAAGAAAGAGCUUCUGGGCACAGUUCACAUCUCAGCUACCCACCUGUGGUCUGACUCACAGUGCGUGCUUGGCUGGAUUAAGAAUACUGAGAAAUCGUACCCUGUCUUCAUCGCCAAUCGGUUGAAGGAAAUCCGUGCAGACCAGAGUGUGUGCUUCAACUACAUCCGUACAGCCGACAACCCAGCCGACCUACCAUCCCGUGGAGCAUCGCUAGCCACACUGACAGACAGUACAGCUUGGUGGUGUGGUCCAGAAUGGCUUCGAGAUCCUCCUGUACACUGGCCCAAAGACGUCAUCGAUGCUCCUUCCACAGUACUAUUCGCGGCGGAGGGUCCUGCGGAAACCGAGACCAGCAGCAAGCCAUCACCGCUGAGUAUAGAUGAGAGCAAGUAUACUUCGUUUGAGAAGCUAGCCCGUGUAACAGCAUACGGUAUCAAGUUUGUCAAGAGAUGCCGUCAACAGACCACAUGCGGCACUCAUUUGUCUGCUGCUGAAAUCGACAGCGCCAAACAUCUGUGGAUUCAACAUGUUCAAGCAACACACUAUACACCGGAGAUUGAGGCUAUCAAAAGCAACGCCAAGAACAAGCUGGUCCAAAACCUUGCGCUCUUUCUAGAUGAACAUAACCUCAUCCGCUGCAAGGGUCGAUUGGAGAAUUCAUCCCUACCAUACUCAGCGAAGUAUCCCAUCCUUCUACCUCGUUCACAUCCAGUAACCACAGCUAUCAUCAAUGACUGUCACCGCAUGGUGCUGCACAGUGGAACUAACCAUACCCUAUCGCGAGUCAGGUAUGACUAUUGGGUCCCCAGAGGACGACAAACCGUCAAGACUGUACUCAAGAAAUGUGUUGUAUGCAAGAGGUUCAAUGGUCGGCCGUACUCGCUACCGAAAAUGGCACCCUACCCUCCAGAGCGCGUAGCUGAGUCUAAACCGUUCACACACGUCGGCGUCGACUACUUUGGCCCAAUGACAGUCAGAGAACAUGGACUCACCCACAAGGUAUGGGUGUGCCUAUUUACGUGCAUGGUCACACGUGCCAUCCACCUCGAGCUUGUUGCUGACAUGACCACAGAACAGUUCCUGAUGGCAUUGCGCAGAUUUGUGGCAAGAAGAGGAGUACCGCGCAAGAUCUUCUCUGACAACGCUCAGCAAUUCCUGCUUUCGAAAUCGACUCUACAGCUUGCUUGGGAAGCCAUUGUGAAGGAUGACCACACUCUUAAUUAUGCUGCUUCCCAUGGAAUCGAAUGGAUUUGCAUUGUGCAACUCUCCCCAUGGAUGGGCGGGUUCUAUGAACGGUUGAUUGGAAUCGUGAAGAAAGCCCUCCGUAAGUCUAUUGGCAGACUAGUUCUCGGAACAACGGAGCUGUCAACCAUUCUCAUCGAAGUUGAAGCAGUAGUAAAUUCACGACCGCUGGUGUACGUAAGCGAUGAGAUCUAUACGGUCUUGACACCUGCCCACUUCUUAUCAUUAUCAGCCGAAAUCAGUCUACCCCAAGGGCAUGUAGAAGGGGACCCUGAUUUCGCCCCAACAAUGUCGUCAGCGGAACUGCUACUUUCUACGUGGAAGAAAGGUCAGAAGCGAUUGAAUGAGUUUUGGAACUGUUGGAGAUCUGAAUACCUAACCAGUCUACGAGAACGGCAACAAUCGCAGUUGAAACAGGUUGCUCAUUCUACCGUGAAGCCAAGGAUUGGACAUGUGUGCCUCAUCAAGGAUGACGCGCCCAGAGGUAUGUGGAAACUGGGUAUCAUCAGCGAACUUCACGCUAGUCGUGAUGGAGAAACGCGUUCCGCCACGGUGAGGACGCCCAAUAACAAGCUCCUACGGCGCUCACUACAGCACCUAUAUCCGUUGGAGUGUGAGUCUGCUCGACCUGCUGACCACUCGUCGAAUGAACCACAGCCUCCCGCUGUAACCAACGACGCACACGUCCCUGCAACAGCUUCUCGACCGGUAAGACGAGCUGCUAUCGAAGGCUUAGGACGUGUCCUGGAUUUGCACGAGGCAGACUUGGUUUAG